Messenger RNA from Equus caballus (horse), 3556 nucleotides. It is a transcript of the gene GPN2, whose product is annotated as GPN-loop GTPase 2. The record is from RefSeq and is a predicted model, not a curated record. Lineage: Eukaryota; Metazoa; Chordata; Mammalia; Perissodactyla; Equidae. Gene Ontology annotation, cellular component: cytoplasm. Gene Ontology annotation, molecular function: GTPase activity.
CUCGCGUCGCUCCGGUUCUAGCUGUUCCUUCUUAGGCGACCCCGGGCCUCGCUGCCGGCUCCCCGGAAGUCCCUCGCACUCGGCUUGCGUGUUGCUGCCCACCGUUUCCCCGCUGAACUCGCGUGGGUCCCCGUGCCGCCCAUGGCGGGGGCCGCUACGACCACGGCCUUCGGGCAGGUGGUCAUCGGCCCGCCGGGCUCGGGGAAGACCACGUACUGCCUGGGCAUGAGUGAGUUCCUGCGCGCGCUGGGCCGGCGCGUGGCGGUGGUGAACCUGGACCCGGCUAACGAGGGGCUGCCGUACGAGUGCGCCGUGGACGUGGGCGAGCUGGUGGGGCUGAGUGACGUGAUGGAGGCGCUGCGGCUGGGGCCCAACGGCGGCCUGCUCUACUGCAUGGAGUACCUGGAGGCCAACCUGGACUGGCUGCGAGCCAAGCUCGACCCGCUCCGCGGCCACUACUUCCUCUUUGACUGCCCCGGCCAGGUGGAGCUCUGCACGCAUCACGGCGCCCUGCGCAGCAUCUUCUCGCAGAUGGCACAGUGGGACCUCAGGCUGACUGCCGUCCAUCUCGUGGAUUCUCACUACUGCACAGACCCAGCCAAGUUCAUUUCAGUACUGUGUACCUCCCUGGCCACCAUGCUGCACGUGGAGCUGCCGCACGUCAACGUUCUCUCCAAGAUGGACCUCAUUGAGCACUAUGGGAAGCUGGCCUUCAACCUGGACUACUACACAGAGGUCCUAGACCUCUCCUACCUGCUUGACCACCUGGCUUCUGACCCUUUCUUCCGCCACUACCGUCAACUCAAUGAGAAACUGGUACAGCUCAUCGAAGACUACAGCCUGGUCUCCUUCAUCCCUCUCAACAUCCAGGACAAGGAGAGUAUCCAGCAGGUCCUGCAGGCUGUGGAUAAAGCCAAUGGCUACUGCUUUGGGGUCCAAGAGCAGCGAAGCCUGGAGGCCAUGAUGUCUGCUGCAAUGGGAGCUGACUUCCAUUUCUCCUCCACCCUGGGCAUCCAGGAGAAGUACCUGGCACCCUCAGAUCAGUCAGUGGAGCAGGAAGCCAUGCAGCUGUAGCAACAAGCUGGGUUGUGGAAAACAAGACACAUAACCCAGCACUGGGGAAAGUGGCAGCUCCCAGCGAGCAGCAGACAGCUCAGCAGGCUGCAGAUCCGAGAGCACUCAGCCUUGCAGAGGACUUCUGGCCAAAAGCCAGACAUGGCCCAGAGCAGAGUGCCCUCUACACCCUCAGUGCUCAUGAGCUCUGGGCACUGCUGCCAGGAAUUCAGCACUGGCCCUGCUUGGGCUCUGAUGGAAUGUGCUACAAUACAAGAGUUUAUUUUCUACUUUUUGUGGCUUCCAAACUUUCUUCAACCAUCCACGCCCAGAGAGUUGGGGCAGAACAAGGAAAUGUGACCUUCCCUCAGAAGAAUCCUAUUUCUUCAUACAGGGCAGUGUUUCCCUCAAAGCACAAGAUCAUACUAGAGGACUGACAGACUCUCAGUCUCCAGUCAUGUGCUUUUGUUGAUCUUCACUUUUAACAGUGAGCUUCAAGCCUGAGCUUUCACAGGCAAUCCUUCCUAGCUAGAUCUUAAUGUUCUGUUUUCAUUGUAUUUAUUUCAUGGAUUUAUUCUACUUUUGGCAAGUGUAAACUUGUUUUCCAUUUAUAGUAGUGAUUAAGAGUUUACUUUAAAAAUGAAAUAAUUUAUACAAAGUGAGUUGUUUAAAGAAAAAUAUUAAGUAUAUAAUAUGACAUUUUGAGGGGUGUGGCAAAAAUCCUGAUGGCCUGAAGUUGGGAAAUACUGGUGUAUGCUUCCUUUGCUCUUCUUGCAACUGGUUAAGUGUAAUUUGUAUUUUCAACCAAUAGGUGGCAUCCUAGGCUUAUUUUUUGGCAGUUGUACCCUGAAGGCAGAAGGGGAUGAUGGCCAUUGUGCCAGAAGUCUGAUUUGCAGACACUGGGUCCUGUUAACACACGCAAAAAGCUUGGCAUUUUAUAAAGUGUUUCUACACACAUGAUCGUUGUGGUUCUCACAGCAACUCCUAGAGAAACACACAAGAUGGGGAAUAUUACGAAGCCCCACUUUACUUGAGGAAAUAGAAAGAUGAAGAGUUUGAACUUCGUUCAGCCUUUGUCAUCGUCCACUUUGCUGACUUGUUAAUUGCGAAUACUUAGUGGUGGAAAGUCACAGCACUUCUCCCACAGCAUUUGUACACAACUGGAAGAAAGAAUUUAGAUACCUGUAGAAUGUUACUGAAUCAUAAAUCAAGGGAAGAUAGGUUACUGGUGGUUUGGGCAGUUGGAGAAUUCAUUUUAGGAAAAUCUAUUCUGAAGUGACAUUGAGAUGGGGGUGACUGAGCUUUGGUUUCCAGUUUUGGCAGCCAAAGCAGACGGUGGAAGAAUGAGGGACUGUAAGGAGGCUCCUGUGGCUGGAAGAGUAUGAAAGCAGCCGACCUCCGCUCCCACGCCUGGCCAUACAGGGGUUAAUAACCGGGUGCUGUUUCCUCAGCCUCUUUCAUCUGAGUUCAAAGCACCUCACCCCUAUUAACACCCUGCACAGUAGGUGGAGAGUAUCAACACAGCAAGCCAGGGAAACUGAGGCCAGGAGGCACAGCCUGGGGCUGGCUAUGAGUCACCUGUGGGGCCUAGAGCCCAGGAAUCCUGACAUCCAGGCUGCUGGACGAAUCCCUCAUCAGUUAGGGUGUGAAGGUGGGUGCUGUGCUUUUGAAAAUAGGACCAGUAGCUGUGGUCAUGAGUUUUGAUGCUUACCCCAUCACAGAGACGCCAGCUCUCACCACAGCAAACCAGAUGGAAGGCAGGCGUCAUUGAGAACUUUAUGGCCUCAUAUCCAAGCACCUCAGUAUUUAUUCUCUGCAGUCAUGAGUGGAGUAGGAUGGGAAUAAUCCAGAACUUUAUUUUCAGGCCUUGGUGUGACAACAAGGGUGUUUUCUCCUCCAGUAAAUGUAGCUUCUGUCUACCUCCCACUAAUAGCAAAAUGACUUCCUAUUCCCCUGUCACACUGGGGAGGGGACAGCACAAUGCAGAAAGGAGGAGACCUCUGGAUUCCAGGUAAGGUCUGCUCAGCGUGAAAUGUGUAGGGUGAGAGAAAGACGAUCUUCCAAUAUGGCUGGCAUAUGGCAACCAUCCUAAGAUUUUUCUUUCUUUUCUGAUAAAAAUAGAAAAGUAAAAAACUUAGAAAAUAAAAAAAAGUCACUCAUAAUCCCACAACACAGAAAUAAUCAAAAAUAUAUCUAUAAUAAAUUAUCUAUCCAACUAUAAGUGUAUUUUGUGUAUUUCAGUCUUAUUUUUCUAUACAUACACAAGGAUAGCUAGCAUUUAUGUAAGUGGGAUGUGUUAUAAUUUCUUUGUAACCUGUUUUCCAGUUAACACUGUUUCAUGUAAUUAUAAAUAUAUAAAGGCCUUUCUAAUGUCGACAUGAUGCUAUUCCAUGGUAUGGCUAUAACAUUAUUUACAUUUCCCAACUCCCAUGGUUAGUCUAUAAGUUAUUACCAGUUUUUUACUAUUGUAAAUAAUGCUGUGAUUAACAUGUUUGUACCUAAA